AUGCAACCGCAUCUCUACCCCACCGACACAGCUAAAAUAGCGUUCAUAAUCUCCCAACUGCAAGGCAAGGCUCUCCAGUGGGCCGACUCUCUCUGGACUCAGAAAGGCUCCGUGGUUAAAUCAUACUCUUCAUUCGUCGCCCACUUCCGCAAAGUCUUUGGAACCCCCUUGGCUGAUUCUUCUAUUGGUGAGAAACUCUAUAACUUAAAACAAGGAUCAAAAUCUGUGACUGAUUAUGCCUUGCAGUUCAGGACGUUGGCCGCUAGCAGUGGAUGGAAUGAACAAGCCCUCAUCACCUCAUUUCGUCAGGGGUUGGAACCCAGAAGGUUCUCCCCACUCAGUGACGCACCCACUGAGAAUCCUGUUGAAAGUGCCCUAGUAAUUGGCGAUUCUAUUACACGGAACGUGAAAAUAGAGACACCAGCCACCAUAGUCACAUGUUUGCCGGGAGCCAGAGCACCUGACAUCAAAGCAAAUUUAAAAGUGCUGGCUAAUGCUAAUCAUAAAUACUCUAAAAUUAUUAUUCACGUCGGCACAAAUUAUGUUCGACUUCGCCAGUCAGAGAUCACUAAAAUUAACAUUAAAGAGGUGUGUGAACUCGCAAGUACAAUGUCAGGAGAAGUAAUUUGCUCUGGUCCCCUUCCUGUUCGUCGGAGUGAUGAGAUAGUUAGUAGAUUAUCAUCACUCAAUGGCUGGCUGUCUAAGUGGUGUCCGCAGAAUAAUAUAGGUUUCAUAGAUAAUUGGAAAAGUUUUUGGGGCAGACCUGACCUGUUGAAAAGAGAUGGUAUUCAUCCUUCCCGGGAUGGUGUUGCUCUUCUCUCUAGUAAUAUGGCACAUAGU
This is a messenger RNA of Megalobrama amblycephala (Wuchang bream), 840 nucleotides long. RefSeq lists its product as uncharacterized. The transcript has 3 exons. NCBI's taxonomy places the organism in Eukaryota, Metazoa, Chordata, Actinopteri, Cypriniformes, Xenocyprididae. The record is from RefSeq and is a predicted model, not a curated record. The annotation marks the transcript as partial.